Python bivittatus (Burmese python) is the source of this 3732-nucleotide messenger RNA. RefSeq names its product leucine rich repeat and Ig domain containing 3 (gene LINGO3). Lineage: Eukaryota; Metazoa; Chordata; Lepidosauria; Squamata; Pythonidae. Gene Ontology annotation, cellular component: plasma membrane. The record is from RefSeq and is a predicted model, not a curated record. Gene Ontology annotation, molecular function: protein binding.
UGAAAACUCGAGGCAGGCAGGCAGGUGGCCUCCCUCCCUCCCAUGGGCCACCCCAGGAAGCUCUAAGGGUGGUCCUGGCUGGGAAUCAGUGGUGAAAACCUUGGGGCCAAAGAGUGAGGGGAGAACACCUUUGCAGAUCUCCUCACCUUCCGGACAACCCUCCUGGGUGGGCUGGCAGGAGCCAAGGGGUUUCCCAGGUUCAGUUAGGUGACGGUGCCCCCUGGGAUAUAUGGGGCUCCCCACCCCCUUGCCUGGGGGGGUUCUGAGCAAGUUGGAGGCCCUGGGCUUCUGUGCUUGUCUCCCAUCCAGGCACAAGGUACCCAAGUCCAACAGCACCCUCCACCUCCACAAUGGCAAAAAAUAGCCAUUCUGUGGUAGUAAAAGCAGAGGGGAAAAAGAGGACAAGGGGCAUGAAAUAAUUCAAAACCAGCUUCUGUCUUCACAAAGAAUGUUAAAUUGUGUCUAUUUCUGCCACUUUUGCAUUACAGGUAGUCGCCGGGUUAAGAACACCCAGUUUAAAGACGACCCACAGCUAAGAACGGAACCUCGUGUAGCAAAAUGCAAGUUAAACACACAAUGGUUUGAGUUAAUUACACAAUAUUAGUUAUGCAGUAUUAUACAAUAAUACUGUUCCAGCUUAAAUACUAAUUCGACUUAAGGACAGAUCUUUGGAAUGGAACUCGUUCUUAAGCUGAGGACUACCUGUAUUUUGUAACUGUACCUAUUUAUGGAUUAAUCUACAAAGGAUGGAUUCUGAAAAAAACUGCCUAGGAUGUUUGUGAUCUGCAGACAAGAAAACCCUCUUGGUUCUGUGUACAGGGACAGUGCUUCAGGGGUGGGGGUAGCAAGAAGGUGGAAGGUGCACAAGGGUGCGCGCGCGCGCACCCCCCCCCUUGAAGCUUCAGUUCUGCCUAGACCCUUUGGAGGGUGGCGCGGGCUCAGCUCUUUGGCCAGGCAAGGGGGCCUGCUUGGGGAUGCUCAGCCCUUCCAAGCAACCUCAAGGCUCAGGGGUGAGACCUGAAGGCACAGCCACAAAUCCUGCCAGGGUUUGAGUAACCUUCUGUUUCUCUCUCUCCCCCCUGCUCCCAGGUGUGUGGGAAGAUGGUAAUGUGCCUGUAGGACCAUGCCCCACACCAUGCAACGUGGCUUUCUCCUCCUGGCCGCCUGCUGCUCCCUCCUGAGCAUCACCCCCAUUUCAGCCUGCCCAGCUCGCUGCGAGUGCAUCCCUCACCUCAAGUCCGUCGCCUGCCAUCGAAAACGCCUCACUUCUGUGCCAGAGGGAAUACCAACAGAGACCAAGAUCCUGGAGCUCAACAAGAACCGCAUCCGCUGCUUGAACUCGGGGGAGCUGUCCUCGUUCCCCAUGCUGGAAGAGCUGGACUUCAGUGAGAAUAUCAUCACAAACAUGGAGCCGGGGGCCUUCAGCAACCUAUUCAGCCUACAGGUCUUGCGGCUACGACGCAACCAGCUCAAGCUGAUCCCACCGGGCAUCUUCCAAAAACUGACCAAUCUUACCCUUCUGGAUAUCAGUGAGAACAAAAUUGUCAUCCUUCUGGACUACAUGUUUCAAGACCUGAGAAACCUGAAGCACCUAGAAGUAGGGGACAACGACCUGGUUUAUAUUUCCCGAAAGGCCUUCUCUGGCUUGGUCAGCCUCCAGGAGCUGACCAUUGAGAAAUGCAAUCUUACUGACCUCUCUGCAGAUUCCCUCUCCCGCUUGCAAAACCUGGAGACCCUCCGGCUCAAGCACCUCGGCAUCACCCUGGUGGAAGAUCAGAACUUCAGGAAGCUUUAUAAUCUAUGGCUUCUGGAGAUUGACAACUGGCUGUCACUGGAGGACAUUUCGCCCAAUGCCUUCCAGGGACUUAACCUCACCUCCCUUUUUAUCACAUUCACCAACAUCACAGCAGUGCCAAUGACAGCCCUGAGGAACCUGGUGCAUCUCGUGCACCUAAACCUGUCUCACAACCCGAUCAGCACAGUGCCAAAGGGCGCCUUCCAGGAGCUCACCAGGCUCCGGGAGCUGCACAUGGUGGGUGCCCUGCUGGCCUCGGUGGAGCCCCAAGCGCUCUACGGGCUGAGGCAAAUCCGUCUUCUGAACCUCUCCAGCAAUUUCUUGUCCACCUUGGAAGAGAGCGCCUUUCACUCUGUCAACACCCUGGAAACACUCAGGGUGGACCAGAACCCCUUAGUCUGCGACUGCCGCCUACUCUGGAUCCUCCAGCGCCGGAAGACGCUGAACUUCGAUGGGCGGCCACCCAUGUGCUCCUCGCCACUUGAGAUUCAGGGCAAUGCCCUGCACGACUUUCCGGACUCUGUGCUGUUUGAGUAUUUCACCUGCCAAAAGCCCAAAAUCAGGAACCGCAGCCUCCAGCGUGUAACAGCUUACAAGGGGCAGGCAGUGUCCUUCCAGUGCCGGGCAGAGGGGGAACCUGUGCCCUCUAUCAGCUGGGUGUCUCCCCAACAUAGGAUGAUCACCUCCAAAAGUUUGGGCCGAGCCACCGUCCUGCCCGGCGGAACGCUGGAGAUCCGCUAUGCCCAGGCCCAGGACAGUGGGACCUACAUUUGCAUCGCCAGCAACGCUGCCGGCAACGACACCUACUUUGCCACCCUGACCGUCAAAGGGCCCCCGGCUGACAGCAUCCUGGACGCAAACCGGACCUGGGUUCUCAGGGACUUCAACGACACUUCCCACAACGACACCCAGGUCUUCAUAAAGUUCACUUUGGACCUCAAGACCAUCUUGGUGUCCACGGCCAUGGGAUGCAUCACCUUCCUGGGCGUGGUCCUCUUCUGCUUCCUCCUCCUCUUUGUUUGGAGUCGGGGCCGUGGGCAGCACAAGAACAACUUUUCUGGGGAAUACUCCUUCCGCAAGGUCGAUGGUCCAACCACAGCCUCGGGGCAGGGCGGAGCCAGGAAGUUCAACAUGAAGAUGAUUUGAGCAUCUGGCGGGCGAUGCUCUGUCCAUCACGGGAGGGGGCUCCUGUGGCGGCUGCUGCUGCUGCUGCUGCUAAGGCAGGUGGCACAAGGCCCACUCCCUCUUUAACGGAGCCUGGGAGCAGCAGUCAGCAGGCACCAAAGAGGGAGUGCUGUCACUCCCCUGCCCCGCUCAGCUCAGCUGCAAGGCCGGGAGGGUCAGGAUCAAGGGCUUGUGAUCCGCAGGGCACAUUCCCGCUUCCCAGUAGCGCCCUGCACGAGCUCCUGGCAGGCCAGGCACAGUCCUGGGCUCCGGAACGGCCACUCACGCCUCCACCACUUGGGGAUGGGGGCCAAGGGUGGGUUGCCGGCGCUCGGUUGGCAGACACGUGGCCAGGCCAGCGAGCACAGCCCUCCCCCCACCGCCCAUGGCAGAUGGCUUGAGCAGAGCUUCCAGCGCGGAAUCUCUCACGAGCAGCUUUGGCUGGGGGAGCAUUUACCCCACUAAGAAUAUUGGCUGCGCUCCCCGGAGUCCGCCGUCACUGUGCUUCCAUCCCCCCCACCCGAUGUCUCUUAGUCAGGCGGGGAAAUAGAACCUGUGGUUUUGGAAAUCCUCCCAUUGUAGCCGACGUUAGGGUUUUGUAUCUCAACUAUGCAUUUUUCAACGACGGAGAGCAUUCCGUUCGGGCUCUGAGGAGCCUCACCUGUCUCUUUUUUAGACAAAAUUUUGAAAACCCAGGCUCAGCUGAUGGGUUUUUAAACACAUUUUAUACGCACGUCCACUGUCUUCCUAGGGGACAGGGCCGCAAGGCUGGG